GGCCGCGCAGGGCGGCAAAGUGCGGCAGGCGGUUAGAGUCCUCGCCCCGCCCCUUGCUCACUCCCCGCUCCCGCUUUUGGAGGCGUGAGCAAGCUGGGACCCAGCGCUGGGCGCCGGUUAACACCCACUCCCCGUCGCGGGUACCAUGGAGGCGGCGGUGUGUAGCGAAAUCGAACGGGAGGAUGGCGACAGCAGCUGCGGGGAUGUGUGUUUCAUGGACAAAGGCCUGCACAGUAUAUCAGAGUUAUCUUUAGAUUCAUCCAUUCAUGCCAUCAAUUUGCAUUGUAAUAACAUCUCCAAGAUCUCAUCCAUUGACCACAUUUGGAACCUACGACAUUUAGAUCUGUCUUCUAAUCAAAUAAGUCAAAUUGAAGGCCUGAACACACUGACAAAGCUAUGCACUUUAAACUUGUCCUGCAAUUUGAUCACAAGAGUGGAAGGACUUGAAGCACUGGUUAAUCUGACGAAACUGAAUUUGUCUUAUAAUCACAUAAAUGAUCUUAGUGGGUUGAUGCCCCUUCAUGGACUAAAGUAUAAACUUAGAUAUAUUGACCUCCAUAGUAAUUAUAUAGAUAGCAUCCAUCACUUACUUCAGUGUACAGUAGGAUUGCACUUCCUAACCAAUCUUAUUUUAGAGAAAGAUGGAGAAGGUAAUCCUAUCUGCCUUAUACCAGGGUACCGAGCAAUCAUUCUCCAGACUUUACCACAACUGAGAAUCUUAGAUUGCAAGAAUAUAUUUGGAGAGCCAGUAAGUUUGGAAGAAAUAAACUCAUCCCAUCUACAGUGCUUAGAAGGUCUUUUGGAUAAUUUAGUUUCUUCUGAUUCCCCACUGAAUAUAAGUGAAGAUGAGGUUAAUGAUGAUAUGUCAGCACCACCAAUGGAUGUGUUGCCUUCUUUGAAGGAAUUUAAAAGUACACCAGAAGACAAUGUGUUAGCCUCACUUUUAUCUGUGUGUCCAUCUUCUGAACCAGAAAAAAAUAAUCAUGAAAACAACUUUCAGAAUGAAGUGAAACUUCAGAAAUUAGAUGACCAAAUCCUACAGCUUCUCAAUGAAACUAAUAAUUCCUUACUAGAUAAUGUUCCUGAGAAAGACCUCAGACCAAAAAGAGACACAGAUAUAACUUCUGAAAGUGACUAUGGAAACAGAAGAGAGUGCAGCAGAAAAGUUCCUAGAAGAACAAAAAUCCCAUAUUAUUCCAGAAGUAUUCAAACCAUUAAGCACCACAAUAAAACCAGUGGUGGUUUUGUAAGUUGUAAUCGUAAAAUGAGACAGCCUUACCUUAGAGAUUUAUAUGUAAGAUCAUCUUUAGUAAACUGUAAUAACUUAACAGACUUAGAUGAGCAGAAGACUGGCAUAAUUAAAGUAGACAAAAGCCUCUCGGACAACACCACUUACCGGUCCCUCGUGGAACAGUUAGACCAAGAGAGAGAGAUGCGGUGGAAAGCUGAGCAAACGGAAAAGAAACUUAUGGAUUAUAUCGAUGAGCUACAUAAGCAAGCAGAUGAGAAAAAAGAUGUUCACAGCCAGGCUCUCAUUACCACAGAUAGACUAAAGGAUGCUAUUUUUAAGGAGAGACAUUGCAAGGCUCAACUUGAAAUUAUAGUUCAUAGACUUCAAAAUGAAGUUAAAAAACUAACUAUUGAAUUAAUGAAAGCACGAGAUCAACAGGAAGAUCACAUCAGACACCUGAGAACCCUGGAAAGGGCAUUGGAAAAAAUGGAGAAGCAGAAAGCACAGCAGCAGGCGGCACAGAUAAGACUGAUCCAAGAGGUGGAGCUCAAAGCCUCAGCUGCUGAUCGAGAAAUAAACUUACUUCGAACUUCUCUUCACCAAGAAAAGCAGCAAGUGCAACAACUUCAUGAACUUCUGGCAUUGAAAGAGCAGGAACAUAGGCAAGAAAUUGAAACUCGGCAGUUUUUCACUGAUGCUGAGUUCCAGGAUGCAUUAACUAAACGAUUAUGCAAAGAAGAACGAAAACAUGAGCAAGAAGUAAAAGAAUACCAAGAAAAAAUUGAUAUAUUAAACCAGCAGUAUUUGGACUUAGAAAAUGAGUUCCGUAUUGCUUUAACUGUUGAAGCUAGAAGAUUUAAAGAUGUUCAGGAUGGCUUUGAAGAUGUUGCAACUGAAUUAGCGAAGAGUAAACAUGCUCUUAUUUGGGCUCAACGUAAAGAAAAUGAGUCUUCUUCUUUAAUUAAAGAUCUGACAUGUAUGGUGAAGGAACAGAAGACUAAGCUCUCCGAAGUCUGCAAAUUGAAGCACGAAGCAGCAGCCAAUUUACAGAAUCAAAUCAACACUCUUGAAAUUUUGAUUGAAGACGACAAGCAGAAGAGCAUUCAAAUAGAACUUCUCAAACAUGAAAAGACCCAGCUUAUUUCUGAGUUGGCGGCCAAAGAGUCACUGAUUUAUGGCUUACGGACCGAGAGAAAAGUAUGGGGACAAGAACUGGCAUGUCAGAGCUCGACACUAUCCCAGAGUCGUGGGAAAUUAGAAGCCCAGAUUGAAAGUUUAUGCAGAGAAAAUGAAUCUCUGAGAAAAAGCCAUGAAAGUGACUGUGAUGCAUUGAGAAUAAAGUGCAAGAUCAUUGAAGACCAAAAUGAAACCAUCCGGAAACUAAAAGACAGUUUACAAGAAAAAGAUGGGCAAAUCAAAUUGCUACAAGAACAGAUCGCUCUCAUAGAAAAAUGUUCUCAAGAGCAACUUAAUGAAAAGUCUUCACAACUAGAUUCUAUAGUUGAGAAACUAGAGAGACACAAUGAGAGAAAGGAAAAAUUAAAGCAACAGUUGAAAGCAAAGGAAUUAGAACUUGAAGAAAUCCGAAAAGCUUACAGCACACUAAAUAAGAAAUGGCAUGAUAAAGGAGAACUACUCUCUCAUCUUGAAAUGCAAGUAAAAGAAGUAAAAGAAAAAUUUGAAGACAAGGAAAGGAAACUGAAAGCAGAGAGAGACAAAAGUCUUGAGCUACAAAAGGAUGCAAUGGAAAAGCUUCAGAACAUGGAUGAUGCCUUUAGAAGACAAGUGGAUGAGAUUGUGGAAGCGCACCAAGCUGAAAUAAUGCAGCUAGCAAAUGAGAAGCAGAAAUAUAUUGACUGUGCAAAUUUAAAGGUUCAACAAGUUGAAGACGAAAUGCGAGGACUUCUGGAUGAAACAUGCAAGAACAAAAAAAUGAUGGAAGAAAAAAUUAAGCAACUUGCUUGUGCUAUAAGUGAGAUACAGAAAGAAAUGUGAUGUUGGAGGGAACAAGUUUAGUUGAAACGGACCAACAGACCUAUUGUCAAAAUGAUUAAACACUGCAACAGUAGUGACUGCUGUGACUGUGAAAUGUCUCUUUCUACACAUUUCAUUAUGAAUAGAUUUUAAGAGACUUGAUGAAAUAUUGUAUAUGUGGUGUUUUUAUAAUAAAGCAUUAAUUAUGUUUAUUAGAUGGAGCUAUCAUAAUAACUAGACAUAAAGCACUUUUCUUGUCUCUGUGCUAUACCUUGUUGAUAAUUACACACUUACUUGCAGAAUGUUACAAUUUGACCAAAGGAAAGAUACAAAAAUAAUCAUUGUUGAGCUUGUGCUAAUGUAGAACUAGUUGUAUUUACAGGUUAUCCAUUAGUUGAUGUGACUCCCUUCUUUUAAAGUGUCUUUAAGAUGUAGAGAAAAAAUAUUGUAAGUCUAUAGGAUAAUCAAAAAUGUGUUCUCAUUCAGAAAGCUUUAGCUAUCUCCACAUGACUCAGUUUCAUCUUUUCUGGUGCAUUUGUUCAUUAAAGGUGAAAUUUGUAGUUUUAUAAAUAUUGUCUGAUCUAGAAGAGCACAGCAGUCCCACUGUCAUUCACAGUGUCACUCAUUGCGUGAGGAGACUUCUGACUCUGCAACUGGAAACACUCAUUUCACUUCCUGUCUAGUCUCAUAUUGCUAAUUCAAUGUCAUCACCACUUACGUUGGUAAAUGUAUGUCCUUACCUUGUCCUGUAUAUCUGAGAGGAAGAAAAUAUAACACAUUCAAAACUAAUAUCAUUAAUAAGCUAAAUUUUAAAAAGUAAAUAGAACCCAAAUAACAUUUAAAUAUCCCUGAAGAGAAGGUCUUAUGGUGGUGUUAUAUCUGAGCUGCAUGCUUCAGUCAAGUGGUAGCUGGCAGUCUAAUUCCUACCUGAACUGGUCAGUGCCUGCCUGACACUUCCAGGUUCAUGCAUCCAUAAGUUUUCUGUCUGAUGGUAAGCAUGGAAUUGAGUUAGCACAGAUUUGUGAACACAGAUGUUGUAUACAGAGGAUGUUUCAGGAAGGCUGUGGACUUUUUGGUGUUCUCUAUAGAGGCAAACAUUCCAUGAAUGCUUGCUUAAUUAUUACCACAUUGACAGAGGAGCACUGGGCUCCCCUAUCUGUGAGAUGGAGAAAUAGAAUGCUGAAGUUCACAAUAGGAGGAUAGGUUGUGGUAUGAUUGUGAUUGGAUUGGUGUGUGUGUGUGUGUGUGUGUGUGUAGUUUUUUUGUUGUUUUGUGGUUUUGUUUUUAGCAGAGGCAGGAGGAAUCAGAUAAUCCAUACAUUCACUGAAAUACCAGUUUUAUGAAUCAUUCAGUUUUCUGAAUCUGGGGGAUUCUUCAAGAAUUCCCUAUCCAGCAACUUACCUUCAGAUAUAAAUUCUUGACUUAAAAGCACCUCAGCUUAAUGACCUUAGAACUUACUUACUAUGACAUGAACUUGGGUUCUAAUAUGUACUUACAUCCCAAUUUGGAAGUUAUUCAUACAACUAACCAAAUUCCCAAAAUCAGGAUCCCCUCCCCAAGACCGCUGAACUUCUCCUGAGCUGUGAUACUAGAUUCAGAGGGCUAGUUGGGUACUUUGAGUAAUAACUAGAAAAGAUAAUCUACUGUUAUCCAAUGGAAUCCCAAUACAUUUGUGCAUGGGGCAGGAUCCUGAAUGUUUUCAAGGAUAACAGAUAAACUCUUCACAUCUUUGUCAAGGUGUCUGGAAAUACAGAGCACUGCUCCCAACUCUAGUCGUUUUAUGUAUAACUUCUGUGGCUAUUGACACAUAUCUGUAGGUUAGUAUUACUACAAGCCAUUUAAACAUUCCUGUGACAAAUAAUAGAGAAAUGUACAUGUAGUAGGGUAAAAGUAAAGUUGCCAAAACUGGUAAUGGUUGAGUUGCCAGACUGAUAGCUAUGGCUAACUCCUGUGGCUUACCAUUUAUGUUAGAAGCAGAUGUGGAAGAGUGGGACUCAUAGGGUAGUCCUAAUUAUCUCUUGUUCCACCUGCUGGAAGUUUUCUUCUGCUUUCCAUACUGUUAGGGACAAGAGAUAGGUUUCAAUGGCAUCAGCUUCAGUAAGGGACCACAAUCUGGUUUUCCAUUUUAUCCACAAGAAUAGACUUUUGGGCUGCUGGAGUUUAAGUAGAAGUUUCCACUAUAUUUUUUUAUAUCUUAUUAUUAUCUUAUUUUCUGUAUAUGAAUGUUUAACCUGCAUAUAUGUCUGUAUACCACGUGUGGCUGGUACCCAUAGAGACCAGAAAAUGAUACUACAUGCCCUAGACUCAGGAUUGCAAAUAGUUGUGAGCUGCCAUGUGGGUGGUAGAAACUAAACCUAGGAACUCUAGAAGAGCAGCCAGUGAGUGCUCUUAUCUCCAUCUCUCCAACCCCUCCAUUAUAUUUUUGUUGAAUUUGUUUUCUUCUAAUAAACUUACAUUUCUUAUGUUUCAA
This is a messenger RNA of Mus caroli (Ryukyu mouse), 5675 nucleotides long. RefSeq names its product leucine rich repeat and coiled-coil centrosomal protein 1 (gene Lrrcc1). Lineage: Eukaryota; Metazoa; Chordata; Mammalia; Rodentia; Muridae. Gene Ontology annotation, molecular function: protein binding. The record is from RefSeq and is a predicted model, not a curated record. Gene Ontology annotation, cellular component: centrosome; cytoplasm.